This is a messenger RNA of Penaeus monodon (black tiger shrimp), 1641 nucleotides long. Its product is annotated as neurofilament heavy polypeptide-like. The record is from RefSeq and is a predicted model, not a curated record. NCBI's taxonomy places the organism in Eukaryota, Metazoa, Arthropoda, Malacostraca, Decapoda, Penaeidae. Gene Ontology annotation, molecular function: chitin binding. Bases 1 to 1641 code for a protein of 546 amino acids. The transcript has 3 exons.
AUGGAAGCAAAGAAUCUGGAAGCAAAGAGUCUAGAAGCAAAGAGUCUGGAAGCAAAGAGUCCGGACACAAAGGAUCUGGAAGCAAAGAGUCUGGAAGUAAUGAAUUUGGAAGCAAAGAGUCCGGAAACAAAGGAUCUGGAAGCAAAGAGUCCGGAAACAAAGGAUCUGGAAGCAAAGAGUCCGGAAACAAAGAAUCUGGAAGCAAAGAGUCCGGAAACAAAGGAUCUGGAAGCAAAGAGUCCGGAAACAAAGGAUCUGGAAGCAAAGAGUCCGGAAGCAAAGAGUCUGGAAGCAAAGAGUCCGGAAACAAAGGAUCUGGAAGCAAAGAGUCUGGAAGCAAAGGAUCUGGAAGCAAAGAGUCCGGAAACAAAGGAUCUGGAAGCAAAGAGUCCGGAAACAAAGGAUCUGGAAGCAAAGAGUCCGGAAACAAAGGAUCUGGAAGCAAAGAGUCCGGAAACAAAGGAUCUGGAAGCAAAGAGUCCGGAAACAAAGGAUCAGGAAGCAAAGAGUCAGGAAGCAAAGAGUCUGGAAGUAAUGAAUUUGGAAGCAAAGAGUCCGCAAGCAAAGACUCUGCAAGCAAAGAGUCUGGAAGCAAAGAGUCCGGAAACAAAGGAACUGGAAGCAAAGAGUCUGGAAGUAAUGAAUUUGGAAGCAAAGAGUCCGCAAGCAAAGACUCUGCAAGCAAAGAGUCUGGAAGCAAAGAGUCUGGAAACAAAGGAUCUGGAAGCAAAGAGUCUGGAAGUAAUGAAUUUGGAAGCAAAGAGUCCGGAAACAAAGGAUCUGGAAGCAAAGAGUCUGGAAGUAAGGAAUUUGGAAGCAAAGAGUCCGGAAACAAAGUAUCUGGAAGUAAUGAAUUCGGAAGCAAAGAGUCCGGAAACAAAGAUUCUGCAUGCAAAGAGUCAGGAAGCAAAGAGUCUGCAAGUAAAGAGUCUGGAAGCAAAGAGUCAGGAAGCAAAGAGUCUGCAAGCAAAGAGUCAGGAAGCAAAGAGUCUGGAAGCAAAGAGUCUGCAAGCAAAGAGUCAGGAAGCAAAGAGUCUGCAAGCAAAGAGUCUGCAAGCAAAGAGUCAGGAAGCAAAGAGUCAGGAAGCAAAGAGUCUGCAAGCAAAGAGUCUGGAAGCAAAGAGUCAGGAAGCAAAGAGUCUGCAAGCAAAGAGUCUGCAAGCAAAGAGUCAGGAAGCAAAGAGUCAGGAAGCAAAGAGUCUGGAGACGGAGGUGGAGACGGUGGAGACGGAGGUGGAGACGGUGGAGACGGAGGUGAAGACGGAGGUGGAGACGGAGGUGGAGACGUGUGCCCCGUAUGGUCCUGAAGAGAUGCCUUGUGCUCCUGGAACGGUCUGGAACCAACAGAAACUCACCUGUGAUCACGAAUGGGCUUCUCCGUGUGUGACAGGCAGCUACUUGACUCCGGAAGGUCUGCCAUGUGGAGGAGCUAGUAACGUGAAUGAGGGUGGAAGCGGUGGAAACGGAGAUGGAGGUGGUGACAUCUGUCAGGAUGAAAUGAGUGCCUGUAGAUUCUGGGCUGCCAAUAAUGACUGUUACUGCAAGCCAACCGAUGGGGAUUGUUCAUGGCAAGAAUAUGUUGCCAAGACAUGUCCCAAGAGUUGUGGAACAUGUAAUGAAGUGUGCCCCGUAUGGUCCUGA